This is a messenger RNA of Linum tenue, 2758 nucleotides long. The record is from the annotation of a GenBank genome assembly. Lineage: Eukaryota; Viridiplantae; Streptophyta; Magnoliopsida; Malpighiales; Linaceae.
AAGUAUAUUCAAAUCGGAUUUUCUUCAACUUUUUGAGAAAGGGAAAUCUAUUGGUCUCUCUCGGUCUUGGUCAUCGCAUAAUAAAUCUUCACGGAAAAUUGUAAAGGGUGGAAGGGCACAGCGAGAACGAGAGCCGAGUAGUGAAACUCUCUCUCUAUUAGAAUCAGGCGAGAAAAGGGAAGAAAAUCCCCAGAGAAAAGCGUAAAAUCAGAGUGUUAAGAGGGAGAGCAGAUCUUCCAUGAAAAGAUACCUCUGAGAAGAUCCCACCUUCUGCUGUCCGUAUACUGGUAAAACCAAUACACAGCACAACCCAAUUGCUCCUCCGCCUUUCUGUAGAUUGAUUCCCAUUUCUCUCGUUCGUUCCCUCCCUUUUUCUCUGCCCCUUCUGUAAGUCCUCUCCUCUUUGCCAGGGAUAGUUGAAAGGGUUUUCUCAUUUUUUGUUUUUGUUCCCUAAGAGUAGAGAUAGAGAUAUAGAGAGAGGGCGGAGAUGUUUGGAGCGGCCACAGAAAGGUCUUCUUUCUGUUGCUUCCAUCCUGGAGUGUUGGCUGUCAAUGUGGGUCUUGCUUCUGUCGACUGCAUUCUCGCCUUCCUUGCAUUCUAUCAGCUGAUAAGAAUUCACUCAAGGAAUGUACGACUUGGAUGGACCCGGCAAAAGGUGUUUCAUGUACUGGUUGGUUCUUCUAAUCUUGGAUACUUUCUUUAUUUCGCAACAAGUCCCAUAGCCUACCAUAACAAAUGGCUAUGCUGGUCAUACGCCUGUGGUUUUAUCCUCAUGGCCUUCUCCAAGAUUUUGUUUUUUGCGGCAUUUCUUCUGCUUUUGUCCUUCUGGGUGGACCUUUGUCAUCAGGCUGAUGAUGAGGAUUAUGAGGAGGAAGACUUCAGUUUCUAUGAACCUUUGUUGGAAAUGCCACCAGAGCACUCAGGCUCAAUGCACGGAGAAUCUCAGAGAGCAUGUUUACCAUUUCGCUCGAUCCGUGUUGGAAGUCGUCAAAGAGUUGUAAUUUUGGUCAUUGUUCUUGCAUUUGUUUCAACAAUGACAUGUGUGGCAUUAUUCUGGAUUGACAUGAGCAAUGGCUUUACUCAUUCAUCAUUAUUGGCCAUGGUCUAUGAAGAUAUAGCUGACGUGGUAAUGCUAUUGCUAGGUGGAGCGUUGGCUUGUUACGGCCUUAUACUGUACCUGAAAAUGAGGCGAGUGAGAUCAGAGAGAGCUGCCUCGGACAUAUGGAAGGUAGCAGGCUUGGCAGUUGUAGCUGUUAUAUGUUUCACCACCAGUGCUCUUGUUGCUUUUUUGGCUAAUAUUCCAGUUCGUUACAACUGGCAGCAACUUGACGGAAAUGGUCUUCUUACUUCUGUUUUAUUGAUUCUAUACUAUUUCAUAGGUUCUUCUGUACCCUCAGCAUUUCUGCUGUGGAUAAUGAGAGAACUACCACCACCUUUAGUGUCUAACGUACCUGAAGAAUCAAUGACAAUUACUUUUGUUAGUGAUAGUGCCGGAGUGACGCACAAUCCUCAGCGAUGGACUACCUCAGCAAGCUUGCAGAACCAGGUUUGCAUUCUCUGUAUGCACUUAACUAGCAUGCCUACAAGUUGUUUAUACAUGUGGUAGCUGUGGCCCUUAGGGUUAUAUAUAUUCACGACAACAACAACUAUUGUGUGUGCUUGAGGGUGACGCUUUAUUUUUGUUAGACAAAGUCUGACUAAUUUGCUUGAGCUGUCAAUUUCUUUUCCUUCUUCCAAACCCUGUGCUAGUGAAAGUAAAGCCCAUGGAUGAUGCAUGAUACCGAAAUGUUGAUUGAUUUGCCAGCGGGGUGAAAAGCAAGCAAUACUUUCUCCUGAAGCAAGACAGAGAUUGUCUGGAUCAAAAAGUUCGUCCUCCUCAUCAGAUCACAAAUUCUUGGACUGAAUCGAGUUCCCAUCCAGUCUGGUCCCUCUCCCUCUCUAUCGCUGUGUACUUUUGAUAAGUUAAAAGAGUCUUCCUGGUGAGAGAACUGAAAAGAGAAGUGCAUCGACAUUUCGCUGAAUCAAACGACCCUUUAUCACAGCCAGAAAAGAUGGAUAAAUCAACUUCUGCCCGUGCAUGUACUGCUUGGUGUUUGGUUUGCCUUCCAAGAAGAAUGUAUUUAGUUCUUGUCUUAACGUGUCUUCUUCCACGCCAAAAUUUGCCUGAUACAAAUAGGAAGGAUAUGGUUACUUGAGAUGAGAACUGUUAAACCAGGGCAGACGGAUGGGAUAACUGUUGGUUUUCGAGUGCAGGUAUCAAGAGCCAGUCCAAUAUAGUCGGAGGGGGGAAGGACUACUGAACUGUCUUGGUGACCGGAACUGGUGAAUUGUUCUAUGAAAGUUUGAACGGUGAAGUUCCAUUGAUGUUGACAACCAAAGAACGGGAACGAAAGGAGAUGAGGGGAAGAUUAACCCUAAGGUUUUGCCGGCCAACCAUUGCUUCUGACUUCUGUAUGUAAAUAACAGAAGGCUUUAACAUUUAUUUUCACCUCUUUCUUGUUUCUCCCUCCUUCCUUCCUUCCUAGUCUCGUUAUCCUGGAUGAUCCAACCUAGCUUAACCUGACAUUCAGCUGCUAGCAUUUUCUAUAAUGCUUACGGAUGCUUGUUAUGAUUCUUUUGAAGCAAAAAUCCUCAGAUAGAUGAUGGUGUAACUGAAAUUGGCGUGACUUCUUUGCUUCUGCUCAGUCUGAUAUGAAUUUUUUUUUUCUUUUUCUCAAGGGUUGAGUUAGCCCUUUAUUUCUGUCUCUGCAGGUAGGGG